This is a messenger RNA of Etheostoma spectabile (orangethroat darter), 1608 nucleotides long. Its product is annotated as dual specificity testis-specific protein kinase 1. Gene Ontology annotation, biological process: protein phosphorylation; actin cytoskeleton organization. Gene Ontology annotation, cellular component: cytoplasm; nucleus. Gene Ontology annotation, molecular function: protein serine/threonine kinase activity; ATP binding. The record is from RefSeq and is a predicted model, not a curated record. The coding region runs from base 162 to 1157 and encodes 331 amino acids. Lineage: Eukaryota; Metazoa; Chordata; Actinopteri; Perciformes; Percidae. The transcript has 10 exons.
ACUCUGCGGCUGUUCACAACACGGAGCCGUGGGCACGGAGCGGGAUCAGUGGAGACACACGGAGACACACGGGGACACACGGGGACACACGGAAACACGAUGCACAGGACUUCCUAACGAUCUGUUGUCUACACAGAGACGUUUGUUCCUCCAUCCUCAAGAUGCAUAUGAAUAGCUUAAUAAAUCAAUGGACGGACAUCUCCAGGAUGUGUGAUGUGGACGUGUCCCCGGAGCCCAGCAGUCCCACCCUGUACGGCGAGUCUUCAGACAAAUACUACCAUGUGGACCGCUGGCAGAAGCUCCGCACCGCCGUCCGCAAACUGGAAUUCUGGGAAAACUUUAGCGCUGAGCUGAUUGGGAGUGGCUUCUUUUCCAAAGUCUAUAAGGUGAUGCACAGCACCAGUAGGAAGGUGAUGGUGGUGAAGAUCUACAAAAACGACGUGGACCAAGACAGCAUUGUACGAGAGAUCAGCCUGUUGCAGAAACUCUCGCACCCCAACAUCGUCAGAUAUCUGGGAAUCUGCGUAAAGGAAGACAAACUCUAUCCAAUCCUUGAGUAUGUGAGCGGCGGCUGUCUGGAGGAGCUGCUGGCCAUGAAGGAUGUUCCCCUGGGCUGGAGAGAGAAGGUGGAGCUGGCCUGUGACAUCAGCCGAGGAAUGAUCUACCUGCACUACAAGAACAUUUACCACCGAGACCUCAACUCCAAGAACUGUCUGAUUCGGGUGACGCCUCGGGGCCGGGAGGCCCUGGUGACAGACUUCGGCCUGGCCAGGGAGGUGGUGGAGCUGCCAGUCAAAGACCCCGGCAGGAAGCUGUCCCUGGUGGGCUCCGCCUUUUGGAUGGCCCCCGAGAUGCUCAGAGGCGAGCCAUAUGACCGCAAGGUGGACGUUUUCUCCUUCGGCAUCGUGCUCUGUGAAAUCCUGGCCAGGAUCCCUGCCGACCCCGAGAUCCUACCCAGAACACAGGACUAUGGGAUGGAUGUGAAUGCGUUCAGGCAGAUGGUGACUGACUGUCCCCAGCGUCUCCUGGAGUUAGCAGCCAGCUGCUGUAUGGUGGAGUCCUUCCGACGGCCAGCGUUCACGGAGCUGCUGGAUGAGCUGGGAGAGGUGGCCGAGAGCCUGGAGCCGCUGCCCAAAUCGGAUCUGACCACGAGCUGAGUGAUCCGUCUGGGACCCAGCAGCAGGAGCCGAGUGUCUGGGGGGGGUCAGUGUGGGACAGGAAGCUGGCCGGACCCCGAGCCCUCUAUGGUGUAGUGGAAACUGUCCUCACUCUGUGGGACACUGUGUGUGUCCAGAUGACGGUACAGCAUGUCAGCUCUGUCCUGUAUCUACUGUAUGUCCCCGGUUCCUUGAUCUGAUGUGUUUCUGCCUCUUACAUGUGCUCUCCUCUCUGCUGGGACAUCAGCGGACAUCACAGGACACAACUAAGACAUGACCAACCAAUCAGGAGCUAAGGAGAGUUGUAUUUUAAGUUCAAACUUGCAGAAGUUAAAUUUGCUCUGUGUUCAGGUUCACAGUUUAUAGUCUUGGUCAUAUUUAAUGUUGGUCUCAUUUGAACCUAUUUAUUAUUUCCAUAAAGAUAUAUUUUACCUCCAACAUGUCAGCUUUU